Messenger RNA from Bacillus rossius redtenbacheri, 900 nucleotides. RefSeq lists its product as uncharacterized. The coding region runs from base 1 to 900 and encodes 299 amino acids. Lineage: Eukaryota; Metazoa; Arthropoda; Insecta; Phasmatodea; Bacillidae. The record is from RefSeq and is a predicted model, not a curated record. The transcript is spliced from 6 exons.
AUGCCUGACGACAAGAACCCCGAGGUGGGCUGGCUGGUCAGGGCAGCGGACCUGCCGCAACAGCCCCCAGGCUCGGCUACAUCGGGCGGCAUCGGGCGACAUCGGGCGUCAUCGGGGCGGCUCGAGUGGAUUAGCGCCGCCCGCGCCGCACUCUGCAGGCGCGGUGACGCGCGCCCGAUCGCGUCAUCCGCCCGCCGGCCCACGACCACUCAGCUGCACUCAACCGAGCACUCCGCGCAGCUCGAGCUGAGCGUCAGCACCGACAUGCUGCACGACCGCGGCGCACGAAGCCAGGCGAGAGCUCUCGGAGUGGAACCAGCCAGUCGCGGUGCCUCAUUAGCAGCGAGCCGGGGAGACGGGCUGACGCCCCGGUGGUUUCUGGAGAGCGGAGCGCCCUGCCUGGUGACACUCCACGUCGCCAGAAUCGAGGAGGAGGGAGGGUGUGGCAGACGCCACGUCCACGUCAAUCCUCCUGUCUGGAACAUGACCCCUCAAUCAGGGGGCAAGAGGCAGUGGGCAGUGGGCAGUGGGCAGUGGGCAGUGGGCAGUGGGCAGUGGGCAGGGGGCAGGGGGCAGGGGGCAGUGGGCAGGGGGCAGUGGGCAGUGGGCAGUGGGCAGUGGGCAGUGGGCAAGGGGCAGUGGGCAGUGGGCAGUGGGCAGGGGGCAGUGGGCAGUGGGCAGGGGGCAGUGGGCAGGGGGCAGUGGGCAGUGGGCAGUGGGCAGUGGGCAGUGGGCAAGGGGCAGUGGGCAGUGGGCAGUGGGCAGUGGGCAGUGGGCAGGGGGCAGGGGGCAGUGGGCAGCACCUGGGCAGCACGGCAAGGUGGAGACCAGGGCUACCGCGCCGACCCCAGCGGCUCAUCGGCCGCCGCUCCGACGACCCUGAGAUCCCGGCCCACAUGA